Molecule: messenger RNA, 1499 nt
Organism: Tigriopus californicus
Lineage: Eukaryota; Metazoa; Arthropoda; Copepoda; Harpacticoida; Harpacticidae
Product: methylosome protein WDR77-like
Exons: 6
Coding region: 180-1391 (403 amino acids)
Biological process (GO): oocyte axis specification
Cellular component (GO): methylosome
Molecular function (GO): protein binding
Source: RefSeq, a predicted model, not a curated record
CAUAUGACUUUUUCAAAUCAAAACAAAGCUCAUCUGGAGAGAGGCGUCUCCGGCCGGUGGUCGCUCCCCUCGCCCUUCGAGUUCAAGAACUCAAAGGUCUCGUCGCUCGUCAAGCAGAUCGUCCUGAUCGUCCGUCAGCUCAAAGUCCAAACGGUCAUUGAUUGCCAUCAUCCUUGAGCAUGGGCCAAGAUCAAGCGUUCUCAGACACUCCGACUUCGCCCCCCACCAUGUCGAACCCGCACACGGCCCCGUCCAGCACGAACCCAAUGGCCCCGUCAGCGGCGGAUACGGCGUCGUCGUCCUUUCAAUUUGAUGGGCGUUUUCACGUGUUGCCGGCGGAUCGGACUCGCUUGGCGAAACUUCAUUUGGUCCAUUCGAAUUACGUGCCCGCGCAAGUGGAUCGGCAUUUGAAUAAUAUUCUCAUGAAUGAGGCUGGCCAUAUGUGGCUGAGUGCUUCCACGUUGAGUGGUCGAUAUUGGACGGGCUCCCUGUGGUAUUAUGUGACUCCACCCCAAAAUGAGACCGUCAAGCCCGAGUUAUCAUUAACUGGAACGGACACGGAUCACGGCAUCACCCAUAUCUUGCCCUAUGGCUCGGAUGACAAACAGGUCCUGAUCGGUUUAGAUAACGGUUCUUUGGAGCUUCAUUCCUUGGGUUUCUCAGAAAGCGCCCAAGACGAGAAAAAACCUUCGUACUACUACUUAGAUCGAGUUGGCACAUUCCAAGAGCACGAUGACAUUGUCAGUGGUCUAGUCUACACCUCGGGACGUUCUCAAAUAGUGAGCGCCUCGCACGAUAAAAAUCUGGUCUUGUGGGAUCCAUCAUCCUUGGCCAAACUGGGCGAAAUAACCAAUGCUCACCGAGAUCUCAUUCUGGACUUGGCUGCACAUCCCAAGGAGUCCCACACUCUAGCCUCGGCCAGUUUGGACGGUCGAGUCCCAAUUUGGGACAUCCGAGAAAAGAAACUAGCUCAGGUGGUGUAUAAAGAUGAAAAUCACGUGCCCUGUGCGGUCCAAUUUGUCCCGGAUGAAGAUCAUUUUAUGGUGGUGGGAAGUCGUUCUGGUCAGCUGAUACUUUUGGAUACUCGGAAAGCCGAUUCACCUCUCUCAGCUCAUACGGCUUCUUUCUCGGAGCAAAUUCAUCAAAUCAACUUUAGGAGCUCGAGCUCCGGUCACACUUUUGCCGCUUCGGCCGAUUCGAAUGUCCUGAAAAUCUUUGGAAUCUCUCCCAAUUCUGACCUGGUGGUGCAGAAGGCCAACAAGAAGCACACGGAUUUUGUUCGAGGAAUGGCGUGGCUGACGAAAUCAGACAAGGACGAUUCGUCAUGCGACAUCCCGACCUUACUAAGCUGUGGCUGGGAUCAAAAGAUUUGCUGGACACAAUUGGAUUAAAUUUACCGGAAAUCUGAAUUGCAUUUUCAAGAAAUUCGAUGGAAUGGACAAUGAUUAUUUGCCAAUACAGUGCAAGAUCCAGACAAUAUAGAUCUUCUAUUUUUUUUA